UGUAAAUAUUGCAAGUGUCUAACAACAAGUUUGGCCAAAGAAAUUACCAGCUAUUUUUUCCCGAAUUUAUACGUGUAAAUCGACGCAAAGCGAAAGAUGACUUUUGAAAAUCGAAAUAUAUAUUUAUGAGAAAAAAUAUUCAAAAAGCAACUGCAGAACGCUCAUUCCUUCAUGGUAUUUCGAAUUUAAGCGGGGCCCAAAAAGACGAGCUCAUGGAUCAAGUGAAACAACAGAUCGCCGUAGCAAAUGCUCAGGAAUUGCUCACGAAAAUGACAGAAAAAUGUUUCAAAAAGUGUAUAUCAAAACCGGGCACGUCCCUAGAUAGUUCGGAACAGAAAUGUAUCGCUAUGUGUAUGGACCGAUAUAUGGACUCUUGGAAUCUCGUGUCUAAAGCCUACAGUAUGAGAAUUCAAAGGGAAAGGAACCACUGAUAGUUUUUUAUAUUCAGUUGACAAAUGUUUUAUUGAUGCAUUUUGUACAGUUAGUUUCUGUAGAGCUCAUUUGUACAUAUAUUCUUGUUCGGCACAUUUGAUUAUUUGCCGGAUCGUCCAUUCAGAAUAAUUGUUUUGAUGAUCGAAAUACAAGUUUCACUUUCAAUUUUUGAAUAUUUUACUAGUCUCCAAAUAAAUUAAAAUUGUG
This is a messenger RNA of Cylas formicarius (sweet potato weevil), 639 nucleotides long. RefSeq names its product mitochondrial import inner membrane translocase subunit Tim13. Bases 126 to 431 code for a protein of 101 amino acids. The transcript is spliced from 4 exons. NCBI's taxonomy places the organism in Eukaryota, Metazoa, Arthropoda, Insecta, Coleoptera, Brentidae. The record is from RefSeq and is a predicted model, not a curated record.